AUGCCAACUACAAGUUCAGCUUUUGCUCCAGCUCCAUCUUUAACUGUCGAGGAUUUAAAUUUACUGGAUCUUGCUUCUAAGUAUUCAGUUAGGGGAAAGAUACCCAUUAUGAUCCAUUGCCCCCAGGAGAUGGAUGGAUAUCAAAGUGUAAAGUCUUCCAUGCAGGCUUUAUUAAGCAAUUCAAAGCUUAUUGAUAAUCGUAGGAUAAUUAAAUAG
Messenger RNA from Debaryomyces fabryi, 216 nucleotides. RefSeq lists its product as uncharacterized. Lineage: Eukaryota; Fungi; Ascomycota; Pichiomycetes; Serinales; Debaryomycetaceae. The record is from RefSeq and is a predicted model, not a curated record. Bases 1 to 216 code for a protein of 71 amino acids. The transcript has a single exon.